AUGAUAUAUGACGGCGAUGAAGUGUGCGACGUUUGCCUUUGUGGAGACUUCAAUAGCGACAACCAGAUAGUAUUUUGCGACUCGUGUAACUGUGCUGUCCACCAGGCGUGUUAUGGGAUUUCUGACGCCGAGGUUGCUGCAGAUCGCUGGCUCUGCAAAGCCUGCGCCCAGGAGUUCGAAGGCCCCUGCUUUCUCUGUGGAUUCUCCUUGUCUGGCUUUAGCAGCAAGGAGUAUGUCAUAAUCGGGAGGCCAGCGGCGACGAGGUUUGUUCACUGCCUAUGCUUCCGGAUAUUUCCCUCUCUGGUGUAUUCCCCGGACGACUCAACAAUUCAGAUAACCCCCGCAGCCCACUUACGAUUGGAGUCCAUGCGGGAGCAAUUUAAGAAACGGCCUUGCCUUUGGUGUGCGAGCAAGCCGACCAGCAACGGGAUCACGAUGGUAUGUCGUGCCCCAACUGGAUGCACUAGUAGCUACCAUCCCCUGUGCCUGGUCCUAGCGGGCGGGGGAAUAUGGGAGGAGGGGUUCGAUACAUACGAUGUUAUCCAUGCCCUAUGCCCCACGCACGUAAGCUACAAUUGGGCAACGUGGCGACAACAGAAAGUGGCCAGCGGCUCUUUUGACAACGCCAUGGCUGAGGUCCAGAGCCUGUUGUUAAAUCCUCCCCUUAAGCAGUCGCUGCGUCAGAACACUGCGACCGCCUACAAGAUAGGGGCCCACACUGUGCGAGACUAUGGAACCGUUUCAACGGAAGGCUUCAUGCUUAUGGGGUUUCUCGACGAUGUGCAUCAGGAAGCAGCCGCCCAGUAUCCACUCUGCGUCACGUCGUAUCAGGGUAGGGCCUCUGAACCGUAUGCUUUGGGCACACACGAAGCAGCCCUUCUUAAGCAUCUUCAAAUAACUGCAAGACUAACGACGUCAUGCCCGCGAUGCAUCCGAGCAGGGGAUUCCCUUCGACUGAUUGACGAUGGUGCUCUUGUUACUGCUUUGGAGCGUCAGUUUGCGAGCUGCAGCUCUCUAUCCGAGCUGCUGGCGCAAUCUCUUGCGUGCGUAUCUGCAAUUAGCUCCUCCAUAUUUGCUUCCCUGUCCCUAGUUCCAGGUAUGCUUUUGUGGCGGUCGUUCUCCUCGGACAAGGCGUUGUUGGGCUCGGAUGCCCAUCCACAGACCCUCGAUGGAUAUGAUGCCACUUUUACCAUUCCCUGCCUCGAGCUUUACUUGGCAGUUCUACAGCAUCCAGUGACCAUCUUUCUGAUCCCUGGAGACGGUGACACCGACACCGUGAGUGCAACGAUUCUACGACCUCCAGUCGCAGUCACAGGCUGCAACCUUCUGUUAAGAAAGGGCAGUUAG
Messenger RNA from Giardia duodenalis, 1347 nucleotides. RefSeq names its product PHD finger protein 15. NCBI's taxonomy places the organism in Eukaryota, Fornicata, Diplomonadida, Hexamitidae. The record is from RefSeq and is a predicted model, not a curated record. Bases 1 to 1347 code for a protein of 448 amino acids. Gene Ontology annotation, biological process: regulation of transcription by RNA polymerase II. The transcript has a single exon.